This is a messenger RNA of Acanthosepion pharaonis, 5547 nucleotides long. The record is from the annotation of a GenBank genome assembly. Lineage: Eukaryota; Metazoa; Mollusca; Cephalopoda; Sepiida; Sepiidae.
AUGUCAUUUAAAAGUUUCUCGCUCCUUUUCCACGUUAUUAUAUUUGUUGCUCUAUUUCUCCCCACAUCUCCAUUCUCUCUCUCUCUCUCUCUAUCUCUCUCUUUAUCUUCCCCUUCUCUCUCUCUCUCUCUCUUUCUCCCCUUCUCUAUCUAUCUAUCUAUCUGGCUAGCUAACCAGCUAUAUUCGUCUGCGCGUGUGUGUUGCUGGAAGGAAACGAAAUUAUUUUGGCGGAAACUGGGCGGUCUCUGCUUACGUAAAUCUCGCAGUGUAUUCAUCCACAGGUCUUGGGCUUUCUUCUUUCACUCUUUUCCUGUGUCUUCUUAUUCUCUUCCGUGUCUCUUUUUCUGUGUCUUCUUAUUCUCUUCCGUGUCUCUUUUCCUGUCUUCUUAUUCUCUUCCGUGUCUCUUUUCCUGUGUCUUCUUAUUCUCUUCCGUGUCUCUUUUCCCUGUGUCUUCUCUAUUCUCUUCCUUCCGUCUCUUCCUGUGUCUCUUUUCCUGUGUCUUCUUAUUCUCUUCUCUUCCGUGUCUCUUUUCCUGUGUCUUCUUAUUCUCUUCCGUGUCUCUUUUCCUGUGUCUUCUUAUUCUCUUCCGUGUCUCUUUUCCUGUGUCUUCUUAUUCUCUUCCGUGUCUCUUUUCCUGUGUCUUCUUAUUCUCUUCCGUGUCUCUUUUCCUGUGUCUUCUUAUUCUCUUCCGUGUCUCUUUUCCUGUGUCUUCUUAUUCUCUUCCGUGUCUCUUUUCCUGUGUCUUCUUAUUCUCUUCCGUGUCACUUUUCCUGUGUCUUCUUAUUCUCUUCCGUGUCUCUUUUCCUGUGUCUUCUUAUUCUCUUCCGUGUCUCUUUUCCUGUGUCUUCUUAUUCUCUUCCGUGUCUCUUUUCCUGUGUCUUCUUAUUCUCUUCCGUGUCCCUGUCUCUUUUCCUGUGUCUUCUUAUUCUCUUCCGUGUCUCUUUUUCCUGUGUCUUCUUAUUCUCUUCCGUGUCUCUUUUCCUGUGUCUUCUUAUUCUCUUCCGUGUCUCUUUUCCUGUGUCUUCUUAUUCUCUUCCGUGUCUUCUUUUCCUGUGUCUUCUUAUUCUCUUCCGUGUCUCUUUUCCUGUGUCUUCUUAUUCUCUUCCGUGUCUCUUUUCCUGUGUCUUCUUAUUCUCUUCCGUGUCUCUUUUUCUGUGUCUUCUCAUUCUCUUCCGUGUCUCUUUUCCUGUGUCUUCUUAUUCUCUUCCGUGUCACUUUUCCUGUGUCUUCUUAUUCUCUUCCGUGUCUCUUUUCCUGUGUCUUCUUAUUCUCUUCCGUGUCUCUAUUCCUGUGUCUUCUUAUUCUCUUCCGUGUCUCUUUUUCUGUGUCUUCUUAUUCUCUUCCUUGUCACAUUUCCUGUGUCUUCUUAUUCUCUUCCGUGUCUCUUUUCCUGUGUCUUCUUAUUCUCUUCCGUGUCUCUUUUUCUGCGUCUUCUCAUUCUCUUCCGUGUCUCUUUUUCUGUGUCUUCUUAUUCUCUUCCGUGUCUCUUUUUCUGUGUCUUCUUAUUCUCUUCCGUGUCUCUUUUCCUGUGUCUUCUUAUUCUCUUCCGUGUCUCUUUUCCUGUGUCUUCUUAUUCUCUUCCGUGUCUCUUUUUCCUGUGUCUUCUUAUUCUCUUCCGUGUCUCUUUUCCUGUGUCUUCUUAUUCUCUUCCGUGUCUCUUUUUCCUGUGUCUUCUUAUUCUCUUCCGUGUCUCUUUUCCUGUGUCUUCUUAUUCUCUUUCCGUGUCUCUUUUCCUGUGUCUUCUUAUUCUCUUCCGUGUAACUUUUUCCUGUGUCUUCUUAUUCUCUUCCGUGUCUCUUUUUCCUGUGUCUUCUUAUUCUCUUCCGUGUCUCUUUUCCUGUGUCUUCUUUAUUCUCUUCCGUGUCUCUUUUCCUGUGUCUUCUUAUUCUCUUCCGUGUCUCUUUUCCUGUGUCUUCUUAUUCUCUUCCGUGUCUCUUUUCCUGUGUCUUCUUAUUCUCUUCCGUGUAACUUUUCCUGUGUCUUCUUAUUCUCUUCCGUGUCUCUUUUCCUGUGUCUUCUUAUUCUCUUCCGUGUCUCUUUUCCUGUGUCUUCUUAUUCUCUUCCGUGUCUGUCUCUUUUUCUGUGUGUCUUCUUCAUUCUCUUCCGUGUCUCUUUCCUGUGUCUUCUUAUUCUCUUCCGUGUCACUUUUUCCUGUGUCUUCUUAUUCUCUUCCGUGUCUCUUUUCCUGUGUCUUCUUAUUCUCUUCCGUGUCUCUUUUCCUGUGUGUCUUCUUAUUCUCUUCCGUGUCUCUUUUUCUGUGUCUUCUCAUUCUCUUCCGUGUCUCUUUUCCUGUGUCUUCUUAUUCUCUUCCGUGUCUCUUUUCCUGUGUCUUCUUAUUCUCUUCCGUGUCUCUUUUUGUCCUGUGUCUCUCUUAUUCUCUUCUGUGUCUCUUUUCCUGUGUCUUCUUAUUCUCUUCCGUGUCUCUUUUCCUUCUUCUUAUUCUGUUCCGUCUUUUUUUUUAUUCUCUUCCUUCCGUGUCACUUUUCCUGUGUCUUCUUAUUCUCUUCCGUGUCUCUUUUCCUGUGUCUUCUUAUUCUCUUCCCUGUCUCUUUUUCUGUGUCUUCUUAUUCUCUUCCGUGUCUCUUUUUCUGUGUCUUCUUAUUCUCUUCCGUGUCUCUUUUCCUGUGUCUUCUUAUUCUCUUCCGUGUCUCUUUUUCUGUGUCUUCUUAUUCUCUUCCGUGUCACUUUUCCUGUGUCUUCUUAUUCUCUUCCGUGUCUCUUUUCCUGUGUCUUCUCAUUCUCUUCCGUGUCUCUUUUCCUGUGUCUUCUUAUUCUCUUCCGUGUCUCUUUUUCUGUGUCUUCUUAUUCUCUUCCGUGUCUCUUUUUCUGUGUCUUCUCAUUCUCUCCCGUGUCUCUUUUCCUGUGUCUUCUUAUUCUCUUCCGUGUCUCUUUUCCUGUGUCUUCUCAUUCUCUUCCGUGUCUCUUUUCCUGUGUCUUCUUAUUCUCUUCCGUGUCUCUUUUUCUGUGUCUUCUUAUUCACUUCCGUGUCUCUUUUCCUGUGUCUUCUUAUUCUCUUCCGUGUCUCUUUUCCUGUGUCUUCUUAUUCUCUUCCGUUUCUUUUUUUCUGCGUCUUCUCAUUCUCUUCCGUGUCUCUUUUUCUGUGUCUUCUUAUUCUCUUCCGUGUCUCUUUUCCUGUGUCUUCUUAUUCUCUUCCGUGUCUCUUUUCCUGUGUCUUCUUAUUCUCUUCCGUGUCUCUUUUCCUGUGUCUUCUUAUUCUCUUCCGUGUCCCUUUUCCUGUGUCUUCUUAUUCUCUUCCGUCUCUUUUUUUCUGCGUCUUCUCAUUCUCUUCCGUGUCUCUUUUUCUGUGUCUUCUUAUUCUCUUCCGUGUCUCUUUUCCUGUGUCUUCUUAUUCUCUUCCGUGUCUCUUUUCCUGUGUCUCUUCUUAUUCUCUUCCGUGUCUCUUUUCCUGUGUCUUCUUAUUCUCUUCCGUGUCUCUUUUCCUGUGUCUUCUCAUUCUCUUCCGUGUCUCUUUUUCCUGUGUCUUCUUAUUCUCUUCCGUGUCUCUUUUCCUGUGUCUUCUUAUUCUCUUCCGUCUUUUUUUUUUUUUUUCUCUGCGUCUUCUCAUUCUCUUCUUCCGUCUCUCUUUUUCUGUGUCUUCUUAUUCUCUUCCGUGUCUCUUUUCCUGUGUCUUCUUAUUCUCUUCCGUGUCUCUUUUCCUGUGUCUUCUUAUUCUCUUCCGUGUCUCUUUUCCUGUCUCUUCUUAUUCUCUUCCGUGUCUCUUUUUCCUGUGUCUUCUUAUUCUCUUCCGUGUCUCUUUUCCUGCGUCUUCUCAUUCUCUUCCGUGUCUCUUUUUCUGUGUCUUCUUAUUCUCUUCCGUGUCUCUUUCUCCUGUGUCUUCUUACUCUUCCGUGUCUCUUUUCCCGUGUGUCUUCUUAUUCUCUUCCGUGUCUCUUUUCCUGUGUCUUCUUAUUCUCUUCCGUGUCUCUUUUCCUGUGUCUUCUUAUUCUCUUCCGUCUCUUUUUUUUUGUCUCUGCGUCUUCUCAUUCUCUUCCGUGUCUCUUUUUCUGUGUCUUCUUAUUCUAUUCCGUGUCUCUUUUCCUGUGUCUUCUUAUUCUCUUCCGUCUUUUUUUUUUUUUGCGUCUUCUCAUUCUCUCUUCCGUGUCUCUUUUCCUGUGUCUUCUUAUUCUCUUCCGUGUCUCUUUUCCUUCCGUGUCUUCUUAUUCUCUUCCGUCUCUUUUUUUUUUUCUGUCUUCUCAUUCUCUUCCUUCCGUGUCUCUUUUCCUGUGUCUUCUUAUUCUCUUCCGUGUCUCUUUUCCUGUGUCUUCUUAUUCUCUUCCGUGUCUCUUUUCCUGUGUCUUCUUAUUCUCUUCCGUGUCUCUUUUCCUGUGUCUUCUUAUUCUCUUCCGUGUCUCUUUUCCUGUGUCUUCUUAUUCUCCUCCGUGUCUCUUUUCCUGUGUCUUCUUAUUCUCUUCCGUGUCUCUUUUCCUGUGUCUUCUUAUUCUCUUCCGUGUCUCUUUUCCUGUGUCUUCUUAUUCUCUUCCGUGUCUCUUUUCCUGUGUCUUCUUAUUCUCUUCCGUCUCUUUUUUUCUGCGUCUUCUCAUUCUCUUCCGUGUCUCUUUUUCUGUGUCUUCUUAUUCUCUUCCGUGUCUCUUUUCCUGUGUCUUCUUAUUCUCUUCCGUGUCUCUUUUCCUGUGUCUUCUUAUUCUCUUCCGUGUCUCUUUUCCUGUGUCUUCUUAUUCUCUUCCGUCUCUUUUUUUUCUGUGUCUUCUUCUCAUUCUCUUCCGUGUCUCUUUUCUGUGUCUUCUUAUUCUCUUCCGUGUCUCUUUUCCUGUGUCUUCUUAUUCUCUUCCGUGUCUCUUUUCCUGUGUCUUCUUUCUUAUUCUCUUCCGUGUCUCUUUUCCUGUGUCUUCUCAUUUCUCUUCCGUGUCUCUUUUCCUGUGUCUUCUUAUUCUCUUCCGUGUCUCUUUUUCUGUGUCUUCUUAUUCUCUUCCGUGUCUCCUGUUUUUCUGUCUCUUUUUUCUGUCUUCUCAUUCUCUCCCGUGUCUCUUUUCCUGUGUCUUCUUAUUCUCUCCCGUGUCUAUUUUCCUGUGUCUUCUUAUUCUCUUCCGUGUCUCUUUUCCUGUGUCUUCUUAUUCUCUUCCGUGUCUCUUUUUCUGUGUCUUCUUAUUCUCUUCCUCUUGUCACUUUUCCUGUGUCUUCUUAUUCUCUUCCGUGUCUCUUUUCCUGUGUCUUCUCAUUCUCUUCCGUGUCUCUUUUCCUGUGUCUUCUUAUUCUCUUCCGUGUCUCUUUUUCUGUGUCUUCUUAUUCUCUUCCGUGUCUCUUUUCCUGUGUCUUCUUAUUCUCUCCCGUGUCUCUUUUCUUGUGUCUUCUUAUUCUCUUCCGUGUCUCUUUUUCUGUGUCUUCUCAUUCUCUUCCGUGUCUCUUUUCCUGUGUCUUCUUAUUCUCUUCCGUGUCUCUUUUCCUGUGUCUUCUUAUUCUCUUCCGUCUCUUUUUUUCUGCGUCUUCUCAUUCUCUUCCGUGUCUCUUUUUCUGUGUCUUCUUAUUCUCUUCCUUUCAUCUUUUCUUAUGUUCUACAAUGUUUAUGUAUCGUUUUAUUGCUUUUCUAG